AUGUCGCGGGGGUCCAUCGAGAUUCCCCUCCGGGACACUGACGAGGUUAUUGAACUUGACUUCGAUCAGUUACCAGAGGGGGAUGAAGUUAUCAGUAUUCUGAAACAGGAGCACACACAAUUGCACAUAUGGAUUGCUUUGGCGCUGGAAUACUACAAGCAAGGAAAAACAGAAGAGUUUGUAAAGUUAUUAGAAGCAGCUCGUAUCGAUGGCAAUUUAGACUAUAGAGAUCAUGAAAAAGACCAGAUGACAUGCUUGGAUACAUUGGCAGCCUACUAUGUACAACAGGCUCGGAAGGAAAAGAAUAAAGACAAUAAGAAAGAUCUUAUUACACAAGCAACCCUAUUGUAUACAAUGGCUGAUAAAAUUAUUAUGUAUGAUCAGAAUCAUUUAUUGGGAAGAGCCUGUUUCUGCCUACUUGAAGGUGACAAAAUGGAUCAAGCUGAUGCACAGUUUCAUUUUGUACUCAAUCAGUCUCCAAAUAAUAUUCCCGCCCUUCUUGGUAAAGCUUGCAUUUCAUUCAACAAGAAGGAUUACAGAGGAGCUCUUGCUUACUAUAAGAAAGCAUUGCGUACUAACCCAGGAUGUCCAGCGGAAGUUCGUUUAGGGAUGGGCCAUUGCUUUGUGAAGCUUAAUAAACUGGAGAAAGCACGUCUGGCAUUCAGCAGAGCUCUGGAACUCAAUUCCAAAUGUGUAGGAGCAUUGGUUGGGCUAGCUGUUCUAGAACUCAACAAUAAAGAGGAUUAUAGUAAAGUCCAGCACUUGGCUCUCCAUGCAUUCCAUAAUACAGAAGUGGAGGCUAUGCAGGCAGAAAGUUGCUAUCAGCUGGCUAGAUCAUUCCACGUUCAGGAGGAUUAUGACCAAGCUUUCCAGUACUACUAUCAAGCCACACAGUUUGCCUCAUCCUCUUUUGUAUUGCCAUUUUUUGGUUUGGGACAAAUGUAUAUUUAUCGAGGUGAUAAAGAAAAUGCAUCUCAGUGCUUUGAGAAAGUUCUGAAAGCUUAUCCUAAUAAUUACGAAACUAUGAAAAUUCUUGGCUCUCUCUAUGCUGCCUCAGAAGAUCAAGAGAAACGAGAUAUUGCUAAGGGCCACUUGAAGAAGGUCACAGAACAGUACCCUGACGAUGUGGAAGCUUGGAUUGAAUUGGCACAAAUCUUAGAACAGACUGAUAUACAGGGUGCCCUUUCAGCCUACGGAACAGCAACAAGAAUCCUUCAGGAGAAGGUACAGGCCGACGUUCCCCCGGAGAUUCUGAAUAAUGUGGGUGCUCUCCAUUUUAGACUUGGGAACCUAGGGGAAGCAAAGAAAUAUUUUUUGGCAUCAUUGGAUCGUGCAAAGGCAGAAGCUGAACAUGAUGAACAUUAUUACAAUGCUAUUUCUGUUACAACAUCAUACAAUUUAGCCAGGCUGUAUGAGGCGAUGUGUGAAUUCCAUGAAGCAGAAAAACUAUAUAAAAACAUCUUACGGGAACAUCCUAAUUACGUUGACUGCUAUUUGCGCCUAGGAGCGAUGGCCAGAGACAAAGGAAACUUUUAUGAGGCUUCAGAUUGGUUUAAGGAAGCUCUUCAGAUUAAUCAGGAUCAUCCAGAUGCUUGGUCUUUGAUUGGUAAUCUUCAUUUGGCUAAACAAGAAUGGGGCCCAGGUCAGAAGAAAUUUGAGAGGAUAUUAAAACAACCAUCCACACAGAGUGACACUUAUUCUAUGCUGGCCCUUGGCAACGUGUGGCUCCAGACUUUGCAUCAGCCCACCCGAGACCGAGAAAAAGAAAAGCGUCAUCAAGAUCGUGCUUUGGCCAUCUAUAAACAAGUACUCAGGAAUGAUGCAAAGAAUCUGUAUGCUGCCAAUGGCAUAGGAGCUGUGUUGGCCCACAAAGGGUAUUUCCGUGAAGCUCGUGAUGUAUUUGCCCAAGUAAGAGAAGCAACAGCAGACAUCAGUGAUGUGUGGUUGAACUUAGCACACAUCUAUGUGGAACAAAAGCAAUAUAUCAGUGCUGUUCAGAUGUAUGAAAACUGUCUCAGAAAAUUCUAUAAACACCAGAACACUGAAGUUGUACUCUAUUUGGCCCGGGCUCUCUUUAAGUGCGGCAAGUUACAGGAAUGCAAGCAGACUUUGCUGAAGGCUAGACAUGUGGCACCCAGCGAUACAGUUCUUAUGUUUAAUGUGGCCUUGGUGCUGCAAAGAUUAGCUACCUCUGUCCUGAAAGAUGAAAAAAGUAAUUUGAAGGAAGUACUUAAUGCUGUGAAAGAACUGGAGCUUGCACAUAGAUACUUCAGUUACUUGAGUAAAGUGGGAGAUAAAAUGAGAUUUGAUUUGGCCCUUGCUGCUACAGAAGCCAGACAAUGCUCUGACUUGCUGAGUCAGGCCCAGUACCACGUGGCCCGGGCACGCAAACAAGAUGAAGAAGAACGGGAACUGCGGGCCAAACAAGAGCAAGAAAAAGAGCUUUUGAGGCAGAAACUUCUUAAAGAACAGGAAGAGAAACGUCUCCGAGAAAAGGAAGAGCAGAAGAAACUUUUGGAACAACGGGCCCAGUAUGUAGAAAAGACAAAAAAUAUUCUCAUGUUUACUGGUGAGACUGAAGCAACAAAAGAGAAGAAAAGAGGUGGUGGUGGUGGACGGCGUUCUAAGAAGGGAGGAGAAUUUGAUGAAUUUGUCAAUGAUGACACUGAUGAUGACCUGCCUAUGUCCAAAAAGAAGAAGAGGAGGAAGGGCAGUGGUAGUGAACAAGAAGGCGAAGACGAGGAGAGUGGUGAGAGAAAGAAGAAAAAGAGGAGAAGACCUACAAAAGGAGAAGAAGGAUCUGAUGAUGAGGAAACAGAAAAUGGCCCAAAACCGAAAAAGCGCCGUCCACCAAAAGCAGAGAAGAAAAAGGCUCCCAAGCCAGAACGUCUGCCUCCUUCAAUGAAGGGAAAAAUAAAAUCCAAAGCCAUAAUAUCAUCAAGUGAUGAUUCUUCAGAUGAGGAUAAACUUAAAAUUGCUGAUGAAGGACAUCCCAGGAACAGCAACAGCGACUCAGACGAGGGUGAACGGCGGAAGAAACAUGCUUCAUCAGAGAGUGAUUCCGAUGAGAACCAGAACAAGUCUGGCAGCGAGACCGGCAGUCCGCGGAGGCCCCGCAGACAUCAGUCGGAUGAAGAUUCAGACAGUGACCAGCCAUCCAGGAAGAGAAGACCCUCGGGUUCGGAACAGUCUGAUAAUGAGUCUGUGCAGUCAGGAAGAAGCCGCUCAGGAGGAUCUGAGAACGACUCUCACCCAGCUUCUCCAAGCGCUGAAUCAGAUCGAGAUUCCGAGAGAGGAUCUGAUAAUGAGGGCUCCGUCAGGGGCUCAGGAAAUGAGUCGGAGCCAGAGGGAUCCAACAAUGAGGCCUCAGACCGGGGCUCAGAACAUGGGUCAGAUGAUAGCGACUAG
Orycteropus afer afer is the source of this 3408-nucleotide messenger RNA. RefSeq names its product CTR9 homolog, Paf1/RNA polymerase II complex component (gene CTR9). Bases 1 to 3408 code for a protein of 1135 amino acids. NCBI's taxonomy places the organism in Eukaryota, Metazoa, Chordata, Mammalia, Tubulidentata, Orycteropodidae. Gene Ontology annotation, biological process: regulation of DNA-templated transcription. The record is from RefSeq and is a predicted model, not a curated record. Gene Ontology annotation, cellular component: Cdc73/Paf1 complex. Gene Ontology annotation, molecular function: RNA polymerase II complex binding. The transcript is spliced from 24 exons.